AAUACCUUCAGCUUUGCCGCCAUUUUUUCAGCCAUGGCGCUGAGAACGCAGCGGAAGAUGCGCUCGCUGGCAGGCAUCCUCAUGGCACUCUUUGCGCUGAAUGCGCUGUGCUUUGUGUCCGGACGCUCACCAGGCCCUGCGCCGGAUCGCGACCUCCGCAGUGCCAGCCACGCCGUUGCGGAGGCGGAGGAGAUGUCCAAACCCGCGCAGGACGAUGGCCGCGUUCUGGACACCUCCAACCCAGUGGGCUUCGUCGGGGCGCUGGUGGUGAGUCUUGCGGUGCUGCCUUACUUGGUGUUGAGCAUUUACAGUGCCGUGCAGUUGGCGACCACUGGUCAGGCCUUCUUGCCGAUCCUCGAGAAGAACGCGCUGUCGCCGAGCGGAGUCCUGGGGCUUGGCGAAGGGGUGGGCGUGGUGGUGACCUUUGGCGUGGUGCUCUGGAGCGCCCUCUCGGUUGUGCUACGCUUCCGGGGCCUCCCCGAGGGCCCCUUCGGCGUGCUGGGCCUCACACAGACCUUGUCCUACGUGGCUGCAGUGAUCUUUGCGAUCGGGGCCUUUCUCAACGGCCUCGGGGAGGACAAUCCGGUGAAGGGCCUUGAGCUUGCCAAGCUGAACUCCGGGAAGCAGUUGGAGCAAGUGGCAUCCAAGGGCGGCAAGCUGCUGUCCCGAGCCGAGCAGGAGGUGGCGAAGAUCACUGCGGAGCCCCGGGCGGAGCUGGAAGCCAAGCUGAAGGAGGUGGAGGAGAAAGCUGGCGUCGACGUGAAGCUUCCAGACAUCAAGCUUCCUGACGUGAAACUCCCAGACGUCACGCUGCCGAAGAUGCCGGACGUGAAGCUGCCCGAGGUGAAGACUCCGGAUGUCAAGGUGCCUGAGUUCAAAAUGCCGGCGUUCAAGAUGCCAGAGCUGAAACUGCCCAAGGCUGGCCCCGCAUCGGCACCAGCACCGGCAGUCACGGAGGCAGCCCCACCAGCCUCCUCGGUGACACCCACUCCAAAGGCAGCCGAGGGCGACUUGUUCGACUGAGCAUUUGACUCGCCAUCGAGGAUUUGAUGCCAAUGAUUAGGAUGCGGGCACGAUGGCCCUUGAUCCAACGGCGCCGAACUUUAACAUUCACUGGACACUGUGUGAUCCCGGAAGAGAUGUUGAC
Messenger RNA from Effrenium voratum, 1147 nucleotides. Lineage: Eukaryota; Dinophyceae; Suessiales; Symbiodiniaceae. The record is from the annotation of a GenBank genome assembly.